Messenger RNA from Caenorhabditis remanei, 828 nucleotides. RefSeq lists its product as uncharacterized. The transcript is spliced from 5 exons. Gene Ontology annotation, cellular component: P-body; RNA polymerase II, core complex. Gene Ontology annotation, molecular function: translation initiation factor binding; single-stranded RNA binding; single-stranded DNA binding. The record is from RefSeq and is a predicted model, not a curated record. Gene Ontology annotation, biological process: positive regulation of nuclear-transcribed mRNA poly(A) tail shortening; positive regulation of translational initiation; transcription initiation at RNA polymerase II promoter. The coding region runs from base 1 to 828 and encodes 275 amino acids. Lineage: Eukaryota; Metazoa; Nematoda; Chromadorea; Rhabditida; Rhabditidae.
AUGACAACAUCAUUCAUCUUUUCAGCGCAAUUCUCAACAAUGGGAAAGAAAAAGUUUGUUGAAAAUGACGACGGUACUACUGAGGUCCAGGAAAUAAAAAGUGAAACUCCAAAGCCGAGUAAAAACAAAAAAGAUGAGGAUUAUCGAAAAAAGAAUCUCGGAGCUAACAUCAAAACAACGAAAAAGAGCUUCAAAGAGCAGUUUUUUAUGAAUUAUGAAGAUGGACUGAAAUUGAUCAAAAAGAUGAAAGGAAAAGGAAAAGGUGGGCAAUUAGUUCAGAGAAAGAUGCCGCGUCACAUUUCUCUGCCUUAUCACAUGUCAGGAAAGGCAGCUAUGGAUGAAGCGUGUGAUUGGAUUGCUCAAAAUACAGUUGGCAAGUACAGAAAAGAAUACAAUGGAAUCGUUGUCGCUGUUGGAAGUGUCGAGACUGCUUCCGAACCACGCGUCAUUGCUGAUCAAUACGCAUUCCAUACUGACGUUGCUAUAAAUCAAAUAGUUUUUAUCCCAAAAAUUGGUGAUCAGUACGAAGCAAAAGUGAAGUAUGUGCAGGAAGGUCUUAUGGUAGGAGUCGUCAUGGAUAUGAUCACAAUUCAUGUAAAACAAAAUGAUAAAACUUUUGAGGAUCAAGUAGCCAUCAACGAUAAAAUUCUUGUGAAAUACACCGGAAUUCGUAUCAAAAACUCAUUGUGCCAUUUGAGAGGAGACUAUGCGAAAAUGGUAGAAAAAGCUGAAGUAGAGGAGGAAGUCGUUGAGGAUGAAGCAGAUGAAGAGUUGGAAAUAAAGGAAGAAGUGGUGGAAGAAAUAAAAGAAGAAGAUAUGGAAGAGUGA